Messenger RNA from Danaus plexippus (monarch butterfly), 598 nucleotides. RefSeq lists its product as uncharacterized. Bases 1 to 540 code for a protein of 179 amino acids. The transcript is spliced from 4 exons. Lineage: Eukaryota; Metazoa; Arthropoda; Insecta; Lepidoptera; Nymphalidae. Gene Ontology annotation, biological process: sensory perception of taste. The record is from RefSeq and is a predicted model, not a curated record. Gene Ontology annotation, cellular component: membrane.
AUGGUUGUAAUUUAUGAUAAUCAGAGAAAUAGAAAAAUAAGUAUGAAAAACUAUAGAACUAUUGGUUCUAGUUCUGCACGAUGUUACUUUCUUCUCACUGAACAAUGUGAUUAUAUCAAUACUAUGUACGGAUUUCGGAUUCUUCUCUUCCACUUGUUUCUGUUUAUUAAUUUUGUUAUGAUGACCAACGUUAUGAUACGUCUCGUAUCAAUAUCGGAUGAUCAAAAUUGGUGGGUGCUGCUUAUUUCAGUUAUAAUACGAUUAACUUCAAUGGGUACACUUUUAACACGUGGAAUACAUUAUUGUGAUCAAAGUUACAGUCGAAAUGAAAACAAUAUUUUGUGGAUAGAAAAAAUACUUUUAAAUAAAAACAUACCAUUGGAAACUCGAGAUUCGCUUGAAAAGUUCAAAAUGUUAAUUCGCUCAAAACCGAUAACUUUUCACGUGUUAAAUAUCUACAAACUAGAGUACAGCAUCAUUCUCUCUAUCAUUUCUACCGCCAUAACAUACACCUUGAUUUUAUUCCAAAAUGUAUCAUAAGAAUCAUCCCGAUUUUUUAAAUUUUUAAUAGGUAAAUAAAGGCACGUAAUUUAUUUGA